AUCCAGCACUGCUACACAAAAUCACCACACUCACGCAAACGCUGAACCGCAGACAGACAGAUCCCAAAAACCUCUGAAAAACAACAGUAAGCUCGACAAAGGUCUGGCUGACGUCCCUCUUCAGAUUUACUCCUACACCUGCACUUCUGAAGAUGUCCAGAUUGGUGUUCCUUGUUCUGUUCGUGACUUUGCAAGUUUGCUUGACCUUGUCCAACCCGUUGGCCACUACUGCUCCAGACAAUGCAGGACUUCUUGAAAGAGCAAAACAGUUGUACAGAGGCACAAAGGCUAAAGUACUAGAUGUUGGCAAGACUGCGGCUGGUUAUGCUGGCAUGUACUAUGAGGAUCACCUAAAACCCCUAACCGACUCUUACAUGGAUUGGGCCAAAGACAGUACAAGCGCCCUGUGGCAGAGACUGAAAAACAGAUUGCCUGCUUUUGGAUCAGAUAUAAGUGAAUAAACAGAGCAGAUAUUGAGAAAUUAACUCUUUAUACUGAUAUUGAUCCGAUUAAAUCAUACCUCCAAUGAACUUAUUCCACAAUAAUGACAACACAAUGUAUGAACGAAUGUGUGUUAUAAUAUGAAUAAAUGUAAUCAAAAUA
Danio aesculapii is the source of this 603-nucleotide messenger RNA. It is a transcript of the gene apoc4, whose product is annotated as apolipoprotein C-IV. The coding region runs from base 153 to 461 and encodes 102 amino acids. The transcript has 4 exons. NCBI's taxonomy places the organism in Eukaryota, Metazoa, Chordata, Actinopteri, Cypriniformes, Danionidae. The record is from RefSeq and is a predicted model, not a curated record.